This is a messenger RNA of Wyeomyia smithii (pitcher-plant mosquito), 1122 nucleotides long. RefSeq lists its product as uncharacterized. The coding region runs from base 268 to 681 and encodes 137 amino acids. NCBI's taxonomy places the organism in Eukaryota, Metazoa, Arthropoda, Insecta, Diptera, Culicidae. The transcript is spliced from 3 exons. The record is from RefSeq and is a predicted model, not a curated record.
GCAUGAGCAUGAUUGACCGCCCGCGGUUGCUACUCCGUUAUUGCCAGAUCAGCUGUAAUUACACAGAGAACCAACAGAUGAUGCUUGGGACCAACAUGCAUCCUCAAUGUGUAAAAACCGGUGACCUUAAUCUUUAUAUUAGGCAAUACCAGCGCCGGCCGCAUCCGAAUGCAGGUCAAAGAAGGAAUUUGUAUAGGAAAAUGUUGACGUGAUACUCGCUUAUUGGAAGCCGAGAACACCUCUGCACUUCCACGAGAAAUCACUGGGAUGUUGGAGAAAGGGCAAGUAACCACACCGGAAAAAUACUACAUUUUAUCCUCCGAUGAGAUUUACGAAGUUCGCGACUCAAAUGCACCGUAUGUAACUGGAUUUUCGUUCCCCUUAGUCGAACCGGAGGAAGUCGAGAGACUCGAGAAUUCGGUCUCUCAAAACGAUCGCAUCCGCGAGGAAUAUGUAAACUUUUUGACUCGCAAGAAACCUGCUGGAAUGUCGAUAGUUCAAUUUCUUCCAAUGGUUUUCUCGGACGAAGCUCUGGAUGGAUAUAAUUACAACGGAUCUAAUGCGCUCGGAAAAUGCAAAUUGCCCAUGAAAGGGUAUGACAUAUUUUCGCACUGCUUUAUUGGUAAGUCUAGCUCAGAACGUCUUAAGUUUGUAAUUGCAAUUCCACCGUUGAAAUACUGAUUCCUAUUUAAUCUAAGAACUAUGUAAUUGGGAUCUUAUUUCAAUUAAAUUAAAUUUUAAAACCGUUCCAUGAGAAUACUUUGUUAUAAUUUGAAAUGUUUCAGACAUUGAAUUUACCUGCGAUGAUUCUGUCACAUAGCUGAAGCGAGAUUUUUAUGUUUUGACCGGUCCUGGCCAAAAAUGAGACCCCCUCCCCACAAAAAGGGGAGAAUCAUGUGAAGACAAGCUGUUAUUGUAUCUUUUAGUGUUGCUUACACUCUUGAUGUUACAUUAAAGAGAUUUCAAAUAAGGUAAUUUAACGUCGUUAUAAACCUAUUUUAGUAUUGUAGGGGAAAACGACAUGUUUCUGACAUUUUACGUAGAUCAGACACCUGCCAAACGAUUUCUAAGACUUUUUUCUCAAUAUAAGACAUAAUUUGACUACCACUUUUAGAAAUUAGC